AUGCCCAACAACAACAACAACAACAACAACAACAACAGCAGCAACCCACUCUUCCCCAACCUUCCUCAACUGAACCUUCCAGCUGCCCGUAAACCGAGCGGAGGUGCGCAGGGCGCUAACGGCAACGCGGCGUCGCCAGCAGGCUCGGCGCCAUCACCUGCGUCAGGCAACUCGAACCUAGCCGACCUACAUGCGCAAUUGCAAGCCCGUAUGUUGCAAUCACAGCAGCAGGUCAACGCGGCGACGAGGCAACGGGCUGCGUCUGGUAACGGUCCACAGCCUGGCGGCAACGCACCUAACAAUAUGCAGCCCAAGCUCAACGGCUUACCAGACUGGGCGAACAUGGCUGCCGCCUCAAGCGCUCUCGGGGGCCUAGGGCCCGGUAUUGAUCGUGAGGCCAUCAUGAAGCAGCUACAGCUGCUUCACCAGGCGCGAGGCCCGAAGCAGCAGUCGUCAGUCGGGCCAGGGACGCCCGCCAUGGGCGGUACGGCUCCAUCUCCAGCCGCUGUUACGGCUCCAUCUCCUGCGACGGUCACUGCGCCAUCACCAGCGCCAAAUGCGGGCACUCCUGGCGCUCAGGUCCCACCAUACAUGAACGCCGCUUCCCCCGUGACCGCUCCCUCACCCGCGGCAGCGGCGCUGGCAGCUGCGAUUCGACCUCCAGGCACCCCACAGAGUGCGUCUGGCUUGUCUUUGGCAGGCGGACUGGCUGGGCAAGCAGGGACACCUGGAGGAUCAGCGCCCCCACGGCCUCCAGUACGACCCGGACAGCAGAGGCAGCACCUGAUUAACUCGAUGAUGGGCUUCUACAAGACGAUCAACCAGAUCCCACCCCCAGAAGUCUUCAACAAUGGCGAGAAGGACGGCGCAUUCAAGCUGGGAGACGGGUGGAUCGACAUCGCGGAACUGUUCUUCAUCGUCUUCCGAGCUGGUGGUAUGAUGAAGUUAGUGCAGACGCCGAGUCCCGAACAACACCUCGUCUGGCAGCAGAUCUUGAAUGCCAAGAGCAUCCCGGUGACUUUGACGAACCCGGUCCCUCUGCCGCGACCGAUGGGGAUGGAUCCGUCGCAACCGACGCAGACGACGACGAAUGCUGUCCAGUACUUGUUUGCAGCAUAUCGCGCAUGGGUCUUCGGCUUCGAACAAGCCAUGGCAAGACAAAAGCUGGUCCACAUGCAGAAGCAACAGGCGCUGGCGGCAACUGCAGGAGUGCGUCCUGCUCUUUCGGCUGCUUCCCCGAAGUCUGCAUCAUCCCCAGCUGCGCCGACAAUGGGAGCGCCAACACCAUCGGUGGCUGCGCCGUCUCCUGUUACUGUUGCAGCUCCAUCACCAGCAGUUGCAGUUGCAUCGCCCACAUUCGCUGCACCGUCUCCGGCGGUGGCCGCACACUCGCCCGCUAUGGCUGUCCCCUCCCCGGCACCCUUCGUACAGCAGCCUGUUGCUGUGGCUAGCCCCAUCGCGAGCCUGACGACCGCGACACCCGCUGUCCCGAACGCGCCUUCCCCGGCUGUGGAAUCCCCUGCGCAGCCGCAGCUUGCGCCGUCCCCGUUCCCUCCUUCUCAGCCAGCUGUCAGCACUUUGGCAGCGCAAUCUGAACCUCGUGUGCCGCCGCCCCAACCACGCAUCGAAAUACCUGUCGCACCCAGCCCGGCUCCGCCUGUGGCCAUGCCAGCUGUGGCCACCACCCCGACGCCCAGCAUGCUGGCCAGCAUGCAAACUAACAUCCACGGCGCGGCCGCCAAGGCCGAAUCGGUUUCGGCCAAGAAGCGGAAGCGUUCGGAGAAGAUGCCCGCGAAGUCGUCCACUCCUGGGAGCGCCGCUGAGUCGACGAGCAGUCCAGCCCCGAAACAACAGGCGUACGCUAAGCGCGCGCGAUACCGUGUCGAGUACAGACCUUUGCACUUUCCUCAACCCACGAUGGCUGGGUGGGACGAGAGAGUGGUUGCGGCGUCGUUCCCGAAGCACAACCUCGGCAGGCCAACACACUCUGCCGCCGAACUUGGCCAAAUCGACAUGGAGGCGAUCCUCAUGGGCUUGAGGUCGAGGUUGCCAGGAGAGCUGAGCUAUGCGCUCACUGUCUUGUCGAUGCUCUCCAUGCCUCAACAUGACGACCGCAUCCCGCAGUUGCCUAUCCAACCAAUGCUUGACGUCUAUCUUGAACUGAUCGACCUCAUUGGCGAGUCAGCUCUCGGAGAAGAGGGCGUGGACGGUUGGCUGAGUGACAAGGAAAAGACUGAGGCGGCAGAGGCUCCGUCACGACGGGCGUCGCCAGCCCGUGACGACUUGUCGUGGAUGAGCUACGUGGAUCUGGAGCGUCUCGGCCACGAUACGGAUCUGAGCGUGGACGAAGAAGACACGAGCAAGGACCGGACCGGAGGUGCGACCGACAUUGUCCUGGCAGGCCUCAACAUCAUCCGGAACUUCUCGUACAACCACGACAACGGGCCUGUAAUGGCUUGCCCACAACUGAUUAACCUCCUUGCUGCUGUCACCGACAUGACUCUGGCCAGGAUGCCGGGCACGACCAGCGACCGCCAGCCGUACUCAAUCCUGGAGCUCGCACGGGUGCGCCGCGAGGCCGUGUCGAUCAUGACCAACCUCGCCAACCAUUUCGACGUGCGCCGGACAAAGGCCUCUGCCACACUGGCUGUCUUCCGUCUUGUCACGUCCUUCCUUGUAAGCGGUUGGGAGACCCUACGAUUACGCGAGUCCGGUUACGGCCCGUCCAUCUCCAUCCGUGAGGUACCUCCCCUGGCUGUCCUGUCAAUUGACCGAGCGCUAGAAGCGUUCUCCCGCCUCGCCCUGGCCGACCACAACCGCGAGGUGCUGGCGACCCUGGUGCCGACGGACGAGCUUGUCGAGCUUUUCAGCUCACUGGUCAAGCUGCUUCCUAUCUCGACGCGUGACAAGGAGGCGAUGCUCAGCAUAGAGGAUUACCUCGGCCGCGUUGAACUCGGCGUCAUGAGCGUGUACUCGCUUGCGUUCCUCGCGCCCACCGCCGCGCGCGCCGGCAUGCGUGCCUCCCCUGGUGCGAUUGCAGUCCUCACACGCCUCGUGUGUGACCUUGCGCCCCGCGCACCGAACCUCAAGCAGUCGCCAUUCGGCUUCUUAGUUCGUCGUGUCGCCGAGACUCUCGCCGUACUCAACGGCACCAUGACGCCCAGCGGCAACGCCGAGUCGAUGAGCUUCGCGGCCGGCGGCGUUGAGGGCAAGGGAUGGCGCUUCGCCAACGAGGUCGUGCAACCCGGGUGGCUCGCUGCUGACUCGGACCGCCUCCUCGAGGCCAUGGGAUGGGGUAAGGGCGAUGGCAGGAUCUGGCAGGUUGACGCGCCGACCUUUGCAGAGCUCGACGGGCUGUUUCUGGAAUAG
Molecule: messenger RNA, 3369 nt
Organism: Cutaneotrichosporon cavernicola
Lineage: Eukaryota; Fungi; Basidiomycota; Tremellomycetes; Trichosporonales; Trichosporonaceae
Exons: 2
Coding region: 1-3369 (1122 amino acids)
Source: RefSeq, a predicted model, not a curated record